AUCAUCGGUCGUGUAACGCGCGUCGUACCGCAAUUGUACGUACGUACGCGACGAUACGAGACACAACCGAUUGUCGUAUUCGUCGGAUGUUCCCGGUCGGAGACCUACGGCGGACGCCUUUGUCCCGUCGAUCUUUGGAAUUUGAUCUCACCGGCACCGCCGCUCCCACCCCGCAAUUCCUAUCCGCCCGAGAUAUUCAUUCCGUCUUCCGCAACGCUCGGUAAUCGUAAUUGGCGCCGUGUUGCAGCCUCUCGGGUCGCGACUGCGCACCGCCGCAGAUGCGCGAGUCGACGCGCCCGCAGAGGCGGUCGCUACGAGUCUCCUCUGCGAGUCCGGAGCGCCCUCCGCGGCAGCUCGACGCACUCGCCCCCGCGACAACGUUCGACGGUAACGACGCUCUCCUCGUUGUUACCGACGGUCGAGCCACGCGAGCAUUGAAAAUGGAGGAACGACGCGGAUGCGGACCGGAGGAGCGCGGAACGCGUGGAACGGCUGACGCCUCGUCGUCCGUCAGUCGAUCCUCUCCCGUUUUCGGAGUGGUGGUGGCUCUUUCGCGGCUCGGUAUUUCAUUUUCUCUACCAUUUCGGACUCCCUGUUCUCCUCCGGUUGUUUCGGCCACGGUGUAACGGAGGUCGGAGGCGUGAUGUGAAUUUACGGUGCUGUCGCGAACUGGGAUUGGCGGUGGUGCGCGGCACGCUCGCCGUGGCGCGGUCACGGGGUGUCGUAGCUACCUACCGUACCUCACGGGCCGCGUCCGUGUCGCGCGUAACGCAUGAGCAAAGUGCCAACUGCGAACGGGAACGACAGUUGGAUCGCGGUAGGCGCGUCGGACGUACGCGGUGCGGGGCGUGGGUUCGGAAUCGGUAUCUGGGGGGGGCAGGAGGUGUCAAGAGAAACAUGUAGGGUAGGGAAGUCGGAUAACGCGUAGGUUCGCUGGCGAAUUUCGAUCGAACGCGGAGGUGAUCUGUGGCGUGCGCGGCGGUGGAUUACGAGUAACUCGUCGGCGGAAUAAGGAUCGCCGCGACGCUGCCGGGGGCGGGACUCUUUGUCGGACUGUCGCGAUUCGCAACGUUUUCCGUUACCGACAACCUUGCGGACGCUUGCAGCGAUCCGCGCUCCCUUACUUCGCCAAAAAUACAUCCGAUUAGCGAAUAAACGCAAAUUCGAAUACACGAGUACACGUAUCCAUGCUUAUCGAGUAAUCGCCGUGUUAUUUUCAAUAGGUCGCACCGAUCGGGGUGGAUAGAUGCGUAAUCGAUACGCGGGAGCAGCUGAUACGCAACCUGCUACGAUGUGCGACAGGCGUUAGAGGAUCGACCCGACGUAACCUCGGAUAAUAAACCGUCGACUACUGUAACAUGAUCCGUAAAAUGAAACGGAGGCCAAUGAGGCGUACGCGGCACCGCUGAGACACACGCGUCGCCACCGCUAAUUCUUUCGUUCUAAUUUUAACGAACCGCUCAACCGUAGCUGCCAAAAUAUUUUUAAACUCAUCCGUGAUACGUUGUACAUACAUACGCGCGAGUUUGAGCUUCGCGAAAUAUACGUGUGCGCACAACGAGAAUAAAAGGGACUCGCUGCGGCCGUUCUAUAACUUUUCCACGGUUUUUUUCACAUCCUCGUUAUCGAUACCGUCCGACACUAAACCGUGCCGGUGCCAUCUCUGAAUUCCAAACGACGUCGAAUCGUUCCGAUGCAAACCUUUGCAAAUAUCUGCCGUCAAAAACAAACUCACCCGCCUUCGUAAUAUCGGGCAAUUUGGCUGCGUGCGUACGUACGUUACGUCGUAGCGCGCGUAUGUAUUAUAGUCGCGUAAAACUUUCGAGACCUUGGUGUCGUCUGCUUUCGACGAUCGAACAAACCCGUGUUUGAAUUCCGAGAUGUUGAGCGUGCCGCGCGAUUGUUGCGGUCGUCGAAGUUGUUGCUGUAAUAAUAAGAGCGAUAACAACAACAACAACAACAACAACGCCAAAAAUAACAACAACAACAACAACAAUAAUAAUCAUAUCCGAAACCUCGCUUAAAAUUAGCUUUCGAUUUUUCGUGACGACAACCUCGACCGUAACAAGGUAAAGGGUGAGGAAACAACAACAUCGAGCGAGAGUGUGUAAAACAUUUGUGUCGAUAAAAUUGUCAAGUUCGAGAAAAAGAUAAUGAAUGAAUAAAACCAGCCACGAACAAAAUAGACCGUAUGAUAUUACGAUUUGAAACAUCGGCCAAGUGUGGUGAAUUAUUCGAAAAUGUCGCGAGUUUCCUUGAAUAAAUCUCAGUUUGGUCAAUAUGGUUCGCGACGCGUGCGAAAGAUAAGCACGACGGAAAGUGAAUACUCGGUCGAGGAACAGUCUCGAUUGACCGGAGCUGACGGAGGUGUAGAAGAAGUUUCCCCCGAAGAUGAAGGUUCGCUAUGCGAAUAUCACGAUAUCCCACCACCGCCGGACGGUGGCUACGGGUGGGUCGUCGUGUUUGCUUCUUUCAUGUGCAACAUGAUAGUAGAUGGCAUAGCCUAUACCUUCGGAGUGUUUCUCGGUGAAUUUGUAACCUACUUUGGAGAGGGUAAAGGCAAGACGGCCUGGGUUGGAUCUCUACUAUCCGGCAUGUAUCUAAGCGCAGGUCCUGUUGUCAGUGCCUUAACGAAUAAGUAUGGCUGCAGAGCCGUUUGUAUAGCUGGAAGUUUUAUUGGUGCGGCAGCAUUUGUUCUGUCAACAUUUUCAUCCUCCGUUAAUAUGCUCAUGCUCACCUAUGGAGUAAUGGGAGGUAUUGGUUUUGGUCUCAUUUAUCUACCCGCAGUCGUCUGUGUGGGAUAUUACUUUGAGACUAAAAGAUCGUUGGCAACAGGAAUUGCCGUUUGUGGUUCAGGUUUUGGUACGUUUGCUUUUGCCCCACUGGCCACGAUGCUCCUCGAAGAAUACAGUUGGCAAGGAGCAAAUCUGAUCCUUGCCGGUCUCAUUCUCAAUUGUGCCGUAUUCGGUGCAAUGAUGAGACCGUUGGAGUAUCCAAAAGCAUCGUCGGUCAAACCGUUGCUACAACGGAUGGCGGAGGAAAAAAGGUUUCAAAUGGAAAGGGGCAGUAUCGGGGGUUCCUAUUUCAUGGUACAGUUGCCGGAUGGCUCGAUGGAAAAGCGGAUGAAGAUGCCCAUCAACAUAGAUCCUGGAGUACAUUCCAGCUUCAACCUCGAUCAACUCGUACCGGGAACUCCGUUGACACCGGUGCCAACCGUACCGACUUUGCCAACCAUUUCUGAGGUCAAAGUUCAGGAGCAAUCUUCUUCAGGUGGCACCUCUGCGAGCGGUAGUGUGGAUUUGAAGAAUGCAAUCAACAAGAGCAAAAACCGCAGGACGUUGGAAGAAGGGAGGGAAACUCGCGAAGUUCAUAAUUCCGAUAAAACUGAGAACAUGGAAUUCAACAAGGCCAACAUACCGCGCAACGCAUCCCAGCCCGCGUUCACGACUCACGUUCAAGGUCUCCCAAAAAAUGGAUCCGUGCCAUUCUUCGACAGAAUACGGAAGACGAGCACCGGAGAGAGGUACAAACCUAGUCUCAGCGCUAUCAAGAAUUCGAGGACCACCCUGAACUCCAACGGUGACAUACGAAGAAGUCUGCAUCUCAGGUUGUCUGCGAGUAGUAUGCUGGGAUCGCGCAAUAACAACGCCGAAUGCGACGACGGUGAGAGCAUUACGUUUACGACAAGCAAGUCUAGCAUGCCCAAGGAGAAGCCGAUGAUGAUUCGACCACUUUCGCGGAAGGAUAUAUUCUACAGCGGUAGCGUACUCAAUCUAGCCGAAUGCCAGAGUCAAAAAUCUCUCGCCAAUUAUCGGCAGAGCGUGAUAUCGUUACAAAAAUCUGUACGCGGCGACGCCCGAGACGCCGAUCCUGAAAAGCCUCCGCUACAGCCACUCUGCCCGUGCCUCGUCCUUCCGGAAUCCUUCACCGAGGCUCUCGCCGCUAUGAUGGACAUGUCGUUGCUCAAGGACCCCGUAUUCCUCCUGAUCGGUAUCAGCAACGUUUUUGGUAUGGCGGGUCUCUACGUACCCUUCGUAUAUCUCGUCGACGCUGCUACGUUGGACGGAAUCGAGCCGAAUUCAGCGUCGUUUUUGCUGUCAAUUAUCGGAAUCACGAACACGGUGGGUCGUGUGGCUUGUGGCUACAUAGCCGACUUCCCCCAGGUCGACUCUCUAUUGCUCAACAACAUCUGCCUCAUCAUCUCAACCCUCGCCGUAGCUGCUACCCCAUUCUGCCAUACAUACGCCGCUUACAUCGCGAUGAGCAUAUUCUUCGGGAUCGCUAUAUCUGGAUACAUUUCGCUGACGUCGAUUAUCCUGGUGGAUCUUCUCGGUUUGGACAAACUGACGAACGCGUUCGGGCUCUUGAUAUUGUUCAGAGGUGCCGCUGCUAUCAUCGGAUCACCGUUGGCUGGCGCCGUCUACGACGCUACCGAAAGCUACGAUAUCCCCUUCUUCAUGGCGGGAUUCUUUUUCUUCGUUAGCACGGUGACGAGCUUCAUGGCACCGGCCCUCAAAAGAUGUACCACUCCUCAAGCACAGCCGGUUGUCAUGGAUACUCUAACACCGAUCGACGAGGACAUCGAAGAGGAGAACGAGGACGACAUACCGGAGAUAGUCGAGACGGCCGCUUCCCCGCAAGAACCUCCAGAAAAAGAGAUUAAACAGAUAGAAUCUGUUUUAUAAUAAUUCUAGAACAGAAAGCUUUCAAGUGCUUUAUUACUUUUAAGUUGGAUUCGAGAAGUGUCUCCACCUCGGUCGUAAGGUGCACGCUGAACUAUCGGAAGACACGAUGGAAGCACGUUGCGAAUUCUCUUCGAUAACGGUCAUUUUAUGAUUCGAAGUUAUACGUGCUAAACAAAAAACUAUUCCACACGCGUGGACGCGAACGAAUGCACAGGGGACAUACAUGGACGAAGACAAAAACGACGACGACGACGACGACGACGACGACAAGGCGAAAAAUGUCGCUACUGCCGACGUUACCGCGUUUUUUCCAUUCUAUCGGGAAAACUAAUCUGUGGACGGAUCUACGGACGUGUACUCGAACAAACAAGGUAUGUGUUCGGCGGUCUUUGCGACAAUUAUUAUUUAUCGGAUAGACACUGUGAUCGAAACGAGCAACUGGGGUAAAAGGGUCAAAAAAUGAUAUUCAAAGAUAGAAAUUUCCUCGAUGAGAAAUAGUUAAAUUUUAGCAUAAUAGAAAUAUGCCAACGUAGGAUUCGACCGUCGGAACUGGAGUAAGAAGUGAAGAUUUACUUGUUACUCCCUGGUAGCGGAGUGAAUUAUUAUCGCGUUUGAAAUUCGAUGCUCUUUUUCUACUCCCCAUCGAACGCGGUUAAAGUUCUCUCGACGAUAUCAAUCAGACAGUAUUAAGUCGCCUGUAGUAGUGCAUCUUUGAAUCCUGUUGUUGUUAUUGUUGUUGUUGUUGUUGUUGCUAGCAAUAUUAUUGUCAUUCAGAUUGCAAUCGUCAUUAUUGCUAUUCUUUUUCUUAUUAUUCUUGUUAUUCCUAUUGUUAUUCUUAUUCUUACUCGUAUUCUUAUCUUACGCUUAAGCUUAUUCUUAUUCUCAUUGACAUAAUCGUAAAAAUUACAACGAUGAUUAGCGUCAUCGUUAUCUUCGUUUUCAUCGUCAUCGUCGUCAUCGCUAAUACUAUUUCGGCUAUUAUUAUUUACCAUGGAGUGAUCGGAAGAAAUCCGUUUUGUAUUAUAUCUGUAAAUUUUCUUAGACUCCUAUACUUUUUAUAGAUUUAUAGGUAGGUAGGAGGGUGGGUAGGUAGGUAGGUAGGUAGGUAGGUAGGUAGGUAGGUAGGUAGGUAGGUAGGUAGGUAUAGGUAUAGGUAUAGGUAUAGGCAUAGGUGUAGGUACAGAGGUACGUAAUAAUUGGAUACGCACCGAGUUGUGGGUUAUCUCUUUUUUUUUUUUUUUUUUUUCACUUGGGAUUGAAAGUUUCACUUACUAUUGAU
Molecule: messenger RNA, 5964 nt
Organism: Athalia rosae (coleseed sawfly)
Lineage: Eukaryota; Metazoa; Arthropoda; Insecta; Hymenoptera; Athaliidae
Product: monocarboxylate transporter 3
Exons: 11
Coding region: 2241-4685 (814 amino acids)
Biological process (GO): transmembrane transport; monocarboxylic acid transport
Molecular function (GO): monocarboxylic acid transmembrane transporter activity
Source: RefSeq, a predicted model, not a curated record